Ectocarpus siliculosus is the source of this 906-nucleotide messenger RNA. The record is from the annotation of a GenBank genome assembly. NCBI's taxonomy places the organism in Eukaryota, Phaeophyceae, Ectocarpales, Ectocarpaceae.
AUGUUCCGCCGUCGGCAAUUUCACACAAAGCCAACUGCAUCGGAUUCUCUUGUUGGAGGGGCGAAAACGCUUCGCGACACAAAAGAGGAGGAGAACGAAGAAAAGGAAGGUAGAGAUCGCGCUGUCGGGUUCCAAUUCAAGGAAGUUGGAACACUCGCCAAUCGAGCGAAAAACCCCGUCGUGUUUCUGGACGUAUCGAUCGGCGGCGUACCUGCGAGGCUGACCUUCGAGCUGCGGAAGGACAUCGUACCUCGCACGGCCGAGAACUUCAGAUCGAUAUGCGCGGGCGAUCGGGCCGACACGCAAGACGGCACUCGGCUCAGCUAUCAAGGAUGCGUGUUUCACCGGGUCAUCAAGGAUUUCGCUGUCAUAGGCGGAGACAUUGCCUCGGACACGACUGAUAAGCAAAAAACGUUUGCUCUCUCCAAGCCAACAAAGGAAUCGACAGCCGAGCGUUGGCGCAGUUCAAAGAGGCACGACGGCACAGGGAGAGCGUCCAUCUACGGCGGACAUUUCGCAGACGAAAAUUUCGUGCUCAGGCACACGGGGCCCGGAGUGCUGACCUGCUGCAACGCUGGCCCAGACACUAACUCCUCCGCCUUCAUGAUCACGACGGUCGAGGCUCCAUGGUUGAACGGUCGAAGCGUUGCUUUUGGUUGCCUCGCCAAUGCCGAAUCUUUCGACGCCCUGGAAAAGUUGGAAGCCUGCGGAGUUGAAGGUGGACGCCCCUCUGUCUACAUUCAGGCAAGCUACACAAAGUUGCCAGCGGUUGGUGCCGAUGAUUUGGCCUUGUUGCCGUGCUACCACCAUGCUUGCCACCUCCUCACUGUCCAUCCUUCCGGAAUAUUGCGAACGCAAAAUGCAGUUGAUGCGACGAAGGCAGCAACGAAACGCCUACAGUUUUAG